This is a messenger RNA of Lineus longissimus, 1842 nucleotides long. RefSeq lists its product as uncharacterized. The coding region runs from base 677 to 946 and encodes 89 amino acids. The record is from RefSeq and is a predicted model, not a curated record. The transcript is spliced from 3 exons. Gene Ontology annotation, molecular function: calcium-dependent phospholipid binding; calcium ion binding. Lineage: Eukaryota; Metazoa; Nemertea; Pilidiophora; Heteronemertea; Lineidae.
UGACUCAAUGUGUUGGUGUAAGUUCGCUGAUCGAUCACACGUGAACAAAUCCUACUCAGCACUGAAUCACGUUGAUCUUUUUGACUGGAUGUUAUCCUUGCGCAUACUGUCGUUCCUGUAAAGCUGCCUCCUCCUUGUAUGUAGUCCUUGUGGUCCAUUUAUCGUCAAGGAGUCGAUGUGGUCUAGCUCGGGUCGCUGGGGUCAAGAGGUCCAUAGGUCGACUCGCAGAGAGUGUUGUGAAGGAAGUGCAACUUGACCAACGGCUACUUUUUACAUGUAAACAUGUAUUAUCACUAGAUCUGAAUCUGUGUCAUUAAAGAGAUUGUCACUGAUUUAUAAUUACAGGAAGUGAAAAACCUAUCGUUAAUAUCUUCUUUAAGUAUCCCGAGGAGAAAUUCGGCGAGCUGUAGAGAGUUUUCGAGACAAAAUAUAGCAGAACAGUGUUGGAGCUGUGUCGAGAGAAACAGAACACUGCCAAGGUGAUGUGUCUUGUUUCCAUGAAACACAUCACCCGCAGUCGCUGUAUUGCGCAAUACCUGCGCAAGAAAUUGAACCAUAGGGAUGAGGUUGGGGUGAUCGAAGUUCUUUGUGGGUAUUAUGACGUGGAUAUUACGCAAGUAAAGGACGUCUAUUACCGUUUGCAUGGAGUUGAAUUAAGCGAGAGUUUGCAGGAAAGAUGCGGCAAGGAAACGGCGGAAGUGCUCGUUGCUAUGCAACAGCACCGCCUACUUUUGCUGAUAAGAUCCAUAUGUUACUGCGCCGGCAAGGCGAGGAGGUACAACUGGAGCUGCUGUUUACAGUUCUGUCAAAAACAGAGUCUGCUUUGAAAAACAUCAAACACUGCUACAAAAAGACAUUCCUCAAUGACCUUGUGUGGGAUGCCAUGAGUGACGUCAGGAACCAUACGGUCAAGGCCAUUCUGGUCAAAGUGCUCGGGCGGUCAUGACGUCAGAGGUUGGUCAGUCGUGUGUCAAACAGCGGUACUAUUAUCAGUACGAUGAAAGACGGUUCCUCAGACGAUGGAAUGGAUGCUGUCGUAUUAGCGGUGACACUUUGAAAGGUUGCUCGAUAUACUGACAUGAGAGUCUCUCGUGGCCACAUUCAUGGUUAUUUACGGUAGACAAGAAUGUGCCCAGUUGCUCAAUAGGCAUUUAAUGCGUGGUAACGUUGGCCUCAAGUCAAAACCUACUACUGUAAAUGAAAUCUAUUGAAGGAGAUACUGUUCUGUUGAACUAAAGUUGAUAUUUGUAUCCUGAUCGAGCUACUGGACCCUGGAGUAUAGCUGAUACAAGAGGCUGCCCGCAGACAAGCAAUGGCUGACAAGCUCAUCAGAGCGACAAAUAUCGUGGGCCUCUGUGAUAAAAAGCACAUGUCUGCAGCAUGCUUCAAAUAUUGAAGUGCAACCAAUGCGACAUCUAUGUUAAACCUACGGAACCGAAUUGUUGUCUCAUCCUUCCAUACAUGUAUAGCAUUUUGAUAAAUCUUUCAUUGGUGACUUCACUUCUGACAUGUGCACAUAUCGGAUAAAUGUUUGUUAAUCCAACAACGCUGGGAUGUUGUUGUGCACUUUCAACGACGCUUCUUAUGGAACAAAUAGCUCCAGGCAGCGUUCGUCUCAGUGUAUAUACGGGUCAAAGCAUUGCUGACCAUCGCUGUGUGGAGGUCAGUCGUCUCACUCUGAUGUUGGAAAGCGACUACGCUAAUAUUGAUAAUAUGACGUCAUUGACAACUGAGUGACGUUGCCAUUGUUUAUAAGACAGUAUCAAGUACAUUGUAUACAUGUCCGCGCAAAAAGAGCACUUGAAUGCGGACCAAGACUUACUGAUUUCACUCUAUAUUUGU